GCGGCGCCCGAGAGCGAUCGCUUGUGCGGCGUGUGAGGCCGGCCAGCUUUAGUGAAAAGUCUAUAUCGCUGCGGUCCAUCGAUUAUCGCUGCCGCGUGUCAAGGCUGCAUCAUCAAUCGAGCACUGCCACUACAGAGUGCACCCAAGAGAGAGCACCAUUGCUGCACGCCACCGACGCGCAUCAACAACAAAGACGCGCAGCAACAACAGCACACAACAAAAUGGCCGACAGCCAAAAGUACACCGCCGAGGAGAAAGCGCGCCACGCCGCGCGCGUCAAGGAGCGCGAGGCGCGCAAGAAGGAGCGCCAGAAGCAGAAGAAGGCCCUGACGAAGCAAGCUUCAAUCGCACCACAAGCUACGAACGGCGGCCACAAGACUUAUGAUGCUUCAUUACUCAAACGCGCGAGAAACGUGGGCGGACCCCCGUACGAGGCGUUUUUGAAAUACUUGCCCCAUGAUUGUACCGAACAGCAAGUCACACAAUUCUUCGCGGGCUGCGGUUCGUUGGAAAAAGCGCCUCGCAUCCUGAAAGACCGGGCCACGGGAAGAGUUAUAAGAGGCUUCGUGACGUUCGCCGAAGAGCAAGGCUUACAAAACGCUCUACAAAAAGACGGUCAUAAGUUAGGUGGAAGAAACAUCAGCGUCACAAUAGCCACAACGCACGGCACGUGCCAGCAGGAGGGCACGCACACGCCGGCGAUGGCGUCUGAAGUGGUUGAUGUUCUAGGUGCUCGACAUUCGAACGGUGUCUUCGUUGACGGGACUUUUGGAAGAGGCGGACAUUCAAGGGAAAUCCUGAAAGCGCUGGGUCCGUCGGGACGGUUACAUGGCUUCGACGUGGACGAGGACGCGAUACGAGCCGGUAAACAACUGGAAAAACAGGACUCAAGGUUCACGAUCCACCGGGCGCCCUUCUCGCAGAUGCUCAAACACCUAGGAGACAAGGUACAAGGUGUUCUGCUGGAUGUUGGUAUUUCUUCACCUCAACUGGAUGGCGGGCGAGGGUUUCGUCCGGAAGUGGAAGGUCCUGUUGAUAUGAGAUUUGACGCCUCUGAGCAGUCCGAGACGGCGUUGCAGUACCUCGUACGAGUUUCAAGACAAGAAUUAGCGGCUGCUCUAGAAGCGUUCGGUGGGGAGCGGCCCGCGCAUGCUAGACGCAUAGCCGACGCCGUCGCGCUCGCGAAGGCCGAGGACCCGUCACUCUCAAGCAUGACGACGUCGAAACUAGCGCAAUUGGCCUCGGCGGCGAAGGGGCACCGGGAGUACCAGCAGAUGCACCCGGCCAAGAUGACUUUUCAGGCUCUUAGGGUCGCGGUGAACCGGGAAUUUGCCGAGUUAAGGGAUGGCCUGGAAGCGGCGACGGAGGCUUGUGGCUUGAAUGGCGCCGUUGCGGUCCUGACGUGGAAGCACGCCGAGUGUGCGGUUGUGGUCGAUUUUCAGGCGACGCACUCAUUGGCCGAGAAGGAUUCAAUGCUACUCAAGUAUAGUAGUGGUGUCUCAGAUUCUUGGGGCGUCGUGGUAGAUCAAGCGCGGCGGCCCACGGAUGCGGAACUGCGGCGCAACUCGCGGGCUAGGUCGGCCGUCUUGCAUGUGCAUAGGAAGUCAAGAGGGACGCGGUUGUCUGACUUGGAGGCGAAGGCUGGUGCAGUGUUGAAUUGGGCGCCUCAUCAUAUACCAGUGCCGGCGGAGCAGAGAGCCGGCUGCGACCGCUGGGGCGCCGGUGCUGGAAAGAAGAAGAAGAAGCGCGACGAGACGCCCGAGGAGCGCAAGGCUCGGAAGAAGGCGAAGAAGGCUCGCCGCAAAGAGUAAUUGUAGUGUGUUA
Molecule: messenger RNA, 1824 nt
Organism: Pelagomonas calceolata
Lineage: Eukaryota; Pelagophyceae; Pelagomonadales; Pelagomonadaceae
Source: the annotation of a GenBank genome assembly